AAAGCAUCAGAUAUCAGAAGAGGAUGGAGGAUCUCGAAAUUAUUUAUUCAUAGUUAUUAUGCUGUGUUUUGUUUUGUUUCCUCACUGUUUAUUUAAAAUCUUUUUGAAAAUUUGACAUGUCUUCUAAAGAUUGGUUGAAAAGCAUUAAAGAUGCAAAAAAAACUGCUAUUAUUCAAAAUGGAUGCAGAAAAGUUCAUUACUUAUUUGAAACUAAUAAAGAAAUGGUAGAGGAGUAUCAUGUAGAUACGGGUGUUAUUAUUCGAAGGAUUUGGAGAGAAAAAGGAAAGCUCGGACAAGACGCCGGUUGGAUAGUAGAGAUUGGUGAUCCUGAACCUAAGUUUCGAGGAACUGUUGAUAUCAAUGGAAUUCAGGAAAGUGUAACUGCUCCAUCAAUAUCAAGAAGAAUGACAAAGAGUUCAUUAGAAUGGAGAAUAAGAAAUUUAUCAUAUCCGAAGGACGUUUAUUCAGUGACUGCUGAAGAAGAUGAAACAAUUACAGUGAGGACGAGUAAUAAAAAGUACUUUAAAAAAAUAGUUGUUCCAGACUUACAACGCAUUGGAUUGAAACCAAAGCAAGAAAACAUUUCUUUUUCUCAUCGAUUUGAUACUUUAAUAAUAUCGUACAAGAAACCUGCACUGCUUCUUGAAGUAGAAAAAGAAAUAUUAGAUCAAGUUAUACAAUUAAAAACUAGGAAUGAAGAUGUCCAGUGCCCUACCAGUUAAUUUAGAAUAAAGUGUAGAACAUAUUUGACAUUACUAUUUAAUUCUGCGUUAUUAAUUUUUAAUGUUAAUUUAUAAUAAACGUUUUUUACAAUUAUCCAAAA
Molecule: messenger RNA, 823 nt
Organism: Leptopilina heterotoma
Lineage: Eukaryota; Metazoa; Arthropoda; Insecta; Hymenoptera; Figitidae
Product: protein DPCD
Exons: 4
Coding region: 117-722 (201 amino acids)
Source: RefSeq, a predicted model, not a curated record